Molecule: messenger RNA, 8576 nt
Organism: Miniopterus natalensis
Lineage: Eukaryota; Metazoa; Chordata; Mammalia; Chiroptera; Miniopteridae
Gene: PLEKHM3
Product: pleckstrin homology domain containing M3
Source: RefSeq, a predicted model, not a curated record
AAUUAAAGUCAACAGGAAGUGAGGCGAUUAUUCAUUUCCUGUAACGUCGAAGCCACCCAGCAAAGGCCUUCCGUUGAGCAGGUGUUGCUGUGGGUCAGAAAGCCUUGGAUGGUUUGGGAAGAAGCCCUCUGCACUCUUGCCUCCCAUCUAUGUGGCUCUUAGUUCACUUCAGCUCACUCUUGGGCGGGGCCUCUGGAGCUGUUACUAUACUGACAGCUUCAUGACGGAAGCGCCAUUUCUAGAGCAGAGAUCCCACGGAAGAAUAAUCUCAACGGAAUCUUUGUCUCCGGAUACCUUUGUUAAUGGCCAUUCUCAGCUAGCAAAUGCUUUUAGUGACUGGGAAGACAUCAGCCACCCUUGUGUUUGGCCUGCCGCAGGCAGCGAAUGAGGUUCCUUUCAGUUGUCCCCAGAACUCUACUGCCCGAAGCAUCUCUCCGUUGGGUGAAUGCCCAUGACACCGUUUCCUGAGCCAGCCUAGGAGGCAUAGGCCUUAGAGCCUGCGACAUGGAAGCUUUAGAAGUGGAUGACAUCAGCCCAGCCUUGGAAGUCACUGAGGAUUUCUUUAGUACUUUUGAUAGUAAGCUAGAAAAGGCUGUGCAGCACGCUGAGGUUUAUGGGAUUCAGGAAGUCCCUGAACUGGUGGGGCACGAGGUACUCAGUAACAUAACAGACAAUGGUGCUAUCAGAAAUGUUGCCUCCAUGGGCCAGGGGGGCAUGAUUUGGGACCACUGUAAGACCAGGCUCUUAGAAACCAAAGUGCAAAAUGCCUUCCCUGCCAAAGAACAGUUUAUGGUCCAGAAAGGGACAGCCCCAGAUAAUCUUUCCUGGAUGGAACAAAAGGAAGCAUCAACCUUUAAUUUUUUCAACAUCUGUCAGCGUCGGAGGGACAGACCUCGCUCUGUGAAUGACUUAUUGGAUGAGACCUCUACGUUCAAGCCAGGGCAUGCUCGAUCAAGGUCAGAUAUUACCCAGAUGGACUGGAGGGUCAUCCUCAAGACCACACCUUUGCAACAGCAGCCACAACAACCAUCUCUUCAGGGCCCUCACUUCACCAGGCCGUCGUUUCUGUCACCCUCAGCAAAUAAGAUAGAAGAUGCUCAAGGAAAUACUGAUCACAAGCAGGCAUUCCCAAACAUUCUGAAGAAGGGUUACCUGGAGGUUAGGAAGGACCAUGACAGCUACUGGCAGAGCUAUUACGCAGAACUCUCACCUUACAACUUGAACUUCUACAGCCACGACAGCAGCGGGAAUCAGAACCUGGAUGCCACGUACCAGCUCUCACACUUCCAGAGCAUAUCUGUCCUAGGCAACCUUGAGGCCAGGCUGGUGGACACUGUUCUGUAUGACAACACUCAGCUGCAGCUAAAGGCAGAGUCCCCGUGGGAGGCUUUGGACUGGGGGCAGAAGCUCUGGGAGGUGGUGCAUGCUGUGGUGCCUGGCUACGUGGGACGGCAGGAUGAGCUGGCGAACUCACCGGCGCUUGGUUAUCAUUUUGACUGUACACAGAGUCAUUGUUUACAGAAGAAAUCCAGUGAGCUGCUCAUGCGGUCCCCCGUCUCGGACAGCCCCAGACAGUACCAGAACAUCCUCAAGUCCGGGACUCUAUACAGGCUGACUGUGCAGAACAACUGGAAGGCGUUUACGUUUGUUCUGAGCAGGGCCUACCUCAUGGCUUUUCAGCCCGGCAAGCUAGAUGAGGAUCCCCUGCUAAGCUACAAUGUGGAUGUGUGUCUGGCUGUCCAGAUGGACAACCUGGACGACUGUGACUCUUGCUUUCAAGUCAUUUUCCCCCAGGAUGUCCUCCGCCUUCGUGCUGAGACGCGGCAGAGGGCUCAGGAGUGGAUGGAGGCCCUGAAAACAGCUGCCAACGUGGCGAGGAGUUCAGAGCAAAACCUGCAAGUCACACUGAGGAGCAAGCCCCAGGACCAGGUGGGGGGGCAUGAACUCAGGAAGAACAAACGUCAGUCCGUGACCACCAGCUUCCUCAGCAUUCUGACGACUUUGUCUUUGGAACGAGGACUCACAGCUCAGAGUUUCAAAUGUGCAGGAUGCCAGCGAUCCAUAGGCCUUUCCAAUGGGAAAGCCAAGGUGUGCAACUACAGUGGGUGGUAUUACUGCAGCAGCUGCCAUGUAGAUGACAGUUUCCUCAUCCCAGCACGCGUGGUCCACAACUGGGAUACUUCAAAAUAUAAGGUGUCUAAGCAGGCCAAAGAGUUUCUGGAGUAUGUGUACGAAGAGCCCCUGAUCGACAUCCAGCAGGAGAACCCCAUGCUGUACCUGCACGCCGAGCCGCUGGCCGCCGUGGCGCGUCUGCGGCAGCGGCUCCGGUCGCUGCGAGCCUAUUUGUUCAGCUGCCGGGCAGCAGUGGCCGAGGAUCUGCGCCGCAGAAUUUUCCCCAGAGAAUACCUCUUUCAACAGAUCCACCUGUAUUCCCUCGCCGAUCUGCAGCAGGUAAUAGAGGGAAAGCUGGCUCCAUUCCUGGGCAAGGUCAUUAAAUUUGCCAGCUCACACGUGUACAGCUGCAGUCUCUGCAGCCAGAAGGGGUUCAUCUGUGAAAUCUGCAACAAUGGAGAGAUCCUCUAUCCUUUUGAGGAUAUUUCAACAAGCAGGUGUGAAAGUUGUGGAGCCGUCUUCCAUUCCGAGUGCAAAGAAAAGUCUGUCCCCUGCCCGCGCUGUGUCCGCCGGGAGCUGCAGAAGAAGCAGAAGUCUUUCUGGCGGAGGCUGAACGUGGACGAGAGCCUGGAGGAGGCUUGCACCAUGUUCGAGCUGUCCUACCACAACACCUGACGGGGCGGGAGCCCAGCCGGCGCUGGCCUCCCAGUGACCCGUCACCCCAGCGGCUUCCUCGGCAGCCAGUUCACCCCCUUCGGGAGAAGAGUGCGUCUCAUCCUCAGCUAGACAUAGAUAUAUAUUUAUACACAUAUGUGUACACAUACAUAGCUGUACGUAUGUUCUGUAUGAGUCCAUGUCUAAAAGGUCCGUGGAGCCUCUGUGGCUCGAAAGCUACCAAUAGCUGGAUUACACUUAGCCAUGAACUUCAGCCGCCUGCUCCCAAGCAAAACGUGGUUUACACGCAAUGCUUUAUGCUUCAGGCUUUUUGUUUUUGUUUGUUUUUUGGCUCUCAGGGGCCACUUUAUUACACAGGACACGGGAGGAAGCAUUUCCAACAGAACAACAGCUUUGGGUUAUUUUGGGGUUAUUUAUUUUUAGGGUUCAUAACUGAUGAGAUAACUGAGGCAAGCACCCAUCACCAUGUUUCCUAAGAAAAUCUUCAAACAUGGGAGUGACUUUUGGAUGCUUCCAGGAUCCAGUGUCCCUGGCCCUCUCACCUCAGUUUCUCCCACAGAGGUGGGGAUCAGCUAAGCUGAGCCCAGUGGCUUGGAAAUCAGGAGUGUGAGCUCCCCCCGACAGAAAGCAUGCACCCCUAAUUUAUCAGGAGAGCCAGUUCUGGUCCCUGUGAGAAAAGUUUUUUUCUUGACAAAGAAGAGACCUCUGCGACCAGUUGCUGCAUGUUGUCACUCUGUUUGCAGGUGUGAACCCCACCUCCGCCGGGUUGUAAACUGCUCCUAUGAGCAGUUCUCCGGGGGCUUCGUGGGUGAUACUUACGAUAUGUUAAUGGUGCUGCCUGAGGAAAUGUCCGAGGGUGGUGGUUAGCCACACCGGUGUGUAGGCUGGUAGGUAGUCAGGGCAUACAUCCCAACGGGCUGGCCACUGUAAAUGCUUUAUUUCUCAUUGUUCUUCAUUGCACUUUCAUUUUGACCUCUGUCAGUUUAACUACUUCUACUUUCAUAUUUUUAAAACCUUUUUUAAAAAAAUCAGAGUAACCUGGAACGUCAGAAUACCAACAUUAGACUAUUAAGAAAAUACCAAACUUACAAAUAUAAUUAAUGAAUGACAUCUAAUAUUGUUUAAAUAAAUAUAUACAUGUAUAUAAUUGCCACCUUAAAGGGUAACAAAAAAUGCUAAAAUAAAAUCAUAGGAAGAAGAAAUAUAACAAAUCGCUCAGCCACGAGUUCUCCCACUGCAGUGCCCUCUAGGGAGCCAUUGUAGGGAUCGCUGUGGCGGAGUGGCAGGUACGAUGGCACUGGAAGUCAUGGCUCCCGUUCCUUCCACCUCACUCACCUCUCCCCAGAACAAAAAACUAAGCUUAUAUUGAAGCAACGGUACAUUUAACCCCAUUGCUCCUUUCCCCACGCCUUGCUCCCUCCAGAUCCAACUCGCGAUACUUCUGUCCAUUUGGAGCCGUGAUGUUUCAGACUCUUGUGCAGACGGUUAGGUGUAAGCAUUUCACCUCUCAGCCGUGCCAGUCCUUUGGCCCCAGACCACACAUUUCCACUUAAUAGCUCAGCAUCACGCACGCAUUUAUUUUCUGAUUAUACAGUAGCUGUAUCCAAGGCAUGAAGACUUGUUAAGAGGCCAGGGCCCCAUUCACCAGACGCCUUACGGUGCCUUUUAACUCUUGGAAAAACAGCUUGACUCUCCCCCCACUGUAGUUACAGAGAAUGUUGCACACAAAAGAAAAAGGGUGGAAAAUCUCAAGCAAACGCUUGGCAAACAGGCAAACAAAUUUGAUCACCUCCUCUCUCCUCCCCUUCGUGAAAUACAGUAUUUAUAUUUUUUCAGCCUCAAAGAAGAUAGAACAGGAUCUUUCACAAGAGAAUUAUGGACCUGCUUAUUAUAAAACAGAUGUGCUCCCAUGGCAAAGUGCCUUUUCCCUCACGCCCGGCUCCCUGUCACUGCAGCUUACUUCUGCCUUUGCUAUAAUUAAUGUAUCUGUGAUUCCGACUGUCAGCGAGGCCGUCCCCAGCACACUGCAUUUGGAGACCUGAGUGCAGGGCCGUCUCCUCCCCUCCUAGCAUGUUUGCCCUGUGUACAGAAUUUCCUGUUCCACCUCCCAGGCACCCAGGGUCAGACCUGCGGGGAGUGGGGGUAAAAUUCUGGAUCCCUGUUCCAAAGGCCUUUGUUGUCACCCGGGCCGUUCAGAGGGCCCUGCUAAAUAUCUGCAGUCCCUGUGAACUCCUGAGGGGAGCUUUCCACUCACAUUUUCUGCUUAUUUUCAAAAGGGAAAAAAAUAGAUGUGCUCUCCCCAUCAGCCACCCAGAACUGGCAGUGUAUCCCAGCGGCUUCUGUUUUCUCUCCUUUCUGUACGUUUCUGACAGCCUGGUCAGUGCCAGCCGCAGGCCUACACCGCGCUCGCAGCCACCACCACCAAAACCCGAUAGGACGGAGCGGAGCCCGCCUGGGAGCUGGGUCUGCCAUGAACAUUCAAAAUUGCUGUUUUCAGCCCAGAACGCCUUAGAGCUCAUGAACGCCCUUACUGUUUUCAACUCUAACAAAUUACUUGGUGGAUGGUUAGGUAAUUGUUCCACUGCUUAGAAACUGUCGAAACAAAAGCAGAUCUGUGGAUUACCACCUCCGUAAGACCGAGCCAAUGCCUGCUUUCCCUCAUGUUCCGUUUCUCAUCCCAUAUUCAACAUAAAGCCCACGAGAAGAUGGCCAAUUACUCUCCCAGAGCUGGCAGCCGACCCAGGGGAACCUCUUCUCACUUGAAAGGCCUGUUCCUGCCGUAUCGCCCGAGGAACUCCCUCCACUCAGCGCCAGGAACACGUGUGAGACCGUCCAGCCCUGGUGAAGCCCUGGCACCUACCCCUGCAGUAAAGAAGCCAGUUCCUAAAAUAGACCUCACUUUGCACCGCUGCAGGAAGGCCACAAAGUACUUAAAAAGCAGUCAACUGGAAUGCGACGCGUGUUCUUUCCAGGGCUGCUUUUUCCCACAUUUCAAAGCCUCUUUAUAUGAAAACCAUGUAAACACCCGUCUCCCCGUUUGCUUCACUGCCUUUUCGGGGGACUGCAUUACAGUCGUUUUCAUGUCUGUCGUGCUGAAGGCUAAUCAUCUGAGGAGGUGUAAUAUUUGAUUAGCUGAGAGGGCAAUACUCUUUGAUUGUUUUAGACCAGGCCUCCACCGAAAAGGGCACAUUGCUGGCACUUGGGAUUUGUGGCUUCAACCAACUCAGUGGUAUCCUUCAGCCUCCGGCAGAGGGACUGUGCCCCAAUUUCCUCUUGCUGCAGUGAGAGCCGAGGUGUUUACAUCACUAGCUGUCUCAGACAGCCUUUGCUAAGUGGAGGGAGUCCCCUGGAUGGGGCCCGGCCUCUGGUUUUGUCUCUACAUAGGUUCCACACUGAACGUUGACACUGGAGAGGUUCUUCCUGUGCCUCCUGGAAAAGGCUUGGCUUCCAAACCCAUGGGUGUGUUCUCUACCCAUUGGCCAAAAGGGCCCUGUGUGAGUUACUGUGUCAGGGCGGGAACCCCGUGAGGCCACCCUGGCCACCGCAGCGGAGCAUUAUCUGAGGAAGCCCAGGUACAUUCUGCCCCUAAUUUCGGGUGAAGCCAAUGCUGCUGUUCACGUCUGGGCAGAAUUACUCAUCCUCACUGAGCUGCUGCACUUUAUUGAAAUAACUGGAUUAUGAAGUAAACCUUCAACUCCUGAUUCUAAUGCUGCCUGGAGUCAACACAAAAGGCUCUUUUAUUUUAUAUUUUUACUUCUCCCAGGAAAGAAAGAUGCAUGCAGUUUCCCCCUUUAUUUCUUGAGUUUUCUGUCUCACUGCUUUUCUUACUCGGAGAAUUGGGGGCAAGACUGAGAGACACGAACACCUCCCUCCUUGGCGUGAGUUGGGCCUUUGGCAGCACUGUUUCCUUCCUUGUAACUGCUGGGCCUUAGGAGCUUUGUGUGUGUGCCUCGCCAUUCGCACCCGAGUCACAGGGAACUCACUGUCCCGUGCUGAACCCAGUGAUGGGCGAACAAGCUGAGCCGUUCAUGUGAUGAUGCUCUCAUGUGGGCCAGCGUGGACAGUUCAGCCCAGCACCCAGCAGCCUUUUUACUGGCAAACAAUUCUAAUUUCAUUGUAUUCGACAACCUCUGACUUGAGGGGUUUAGUGUGUGUUAGUGCGACUCUACCUUAGCAGGUAAAAUCCAAGUCGUCGUUAAACUCGAGGUAAAAGUCAAGAGAAAAAUGUGGAUCACCCCCUCAGCACACCUGUAGUUGUCAGGUUUUCUUUUAAAUGGGUUCCAAGUGACCACGUUUCGUGGCACUUUCCUCAUAACGUGGCCUCCGGUAUGAUGGAAGGCCCUGUGACACUCCCGUUGAACUCAGUGAGGCGACAACUGUUCUGCUUUGGUUCCUCCCUGUGGAAAGAGAAGCCACCUUGUUAGAAAGGUCUGGAGUGAAGCGGGUUGUUGCAGGUAGAAGAUCCAGGCACCCACAGCAACUCUGCACAGCGAAGCUCCCCUCCUCCCAGGCCGCAGAGCUGCCUGCCAGCCCCUCCCCUGGGCCCGUGGCUAGUAGCCCGGCCAGCAGACAGCUGGGGCCCGGGGCUCCUCCACGCCGGCCCUGCCACUUGUGUCUCUCCCCGUAGGAGUGCCUUAUAGUACCGCCUAGAGCUAGUCUCUGACCCACGCGAAGCCUGCAGGGCCCUUCGCCCGAACACAGGCCACUUCGCUUCUGCCCUGCUGGCUGCUCUACACAGAUCACUCGGAGCCUGCGUACUCCAUAGCAUGUCAGCCUUCCACCCUCGUUUAACCCGGUGCCUUACGCUCACGAGUGAAAAGGAUUCCUUUGGGAAACAUUGAAGGGGAAUGCAGAAACAUUGGCUUCUUAGCUCCAUUGGCACUCUUACCAGGAUAUACAAAAGAUGCAAACCACAUAAUGCUUUCACUUUGUUUUAUGCCGUUUCUUAAAUCACUUUCUGUUUGUUUGUUUGCUCUCAUUAACCAAACUCAGGGGAAUGUCAUGAUGUCACCAAGGCCAAUGGGUAGAGAGAUUAAACCAGUUAUCCUGAUCUGAAUCUGUAAAGUCAGUGAACUUAGACUUUUUCAGGCUAAGAAGUUACAUAAACAUAAGGGUUUUUUUUUUCUUUAGGUUUUGUAUUUUGCCACCCGUUUUCCAGUGGGAAGUGGGAAGCCUCUUGGGUAAAUUGUGAUAAAAAUGUGUCUGUGUGGGUUAGGCCGUCAGUCCACUGAGCUAUUGUUAAAUUAGGCUUUCACCGCUGGAGGCCUAGGUUCUGAUUUUGGUCAUCUAUCAGAAUCCUAUUGUGAACAGCCAGUAACCUACUGCAGAAAAUUUAAGGAAAAAAAAGUCUGUCUAAGGAACGGUAAAAAGGGGAAAUGCUGAGGCUGCAGAUGAAGAGCAUUGAGCGCGGCGCUGCGAAGACGCUGCACAGCUUGUCCUUCCGCUCCUGGGUCAGGGCACUGUCAUUUCCCUUAUUUCUGCUCAUGCACUGCAGAACUGACUAACAUUUUGGGUUUGGGCUAUUAUAUUGCUCUGUGUUGAGCGAUUUUUAAUAGCCGAUGUGCUAAGUUAUAUAUGUGUUGUUCCUGUUUUCUGGAUUUUAUUGCCUUUUGUUUUGGCACCAUUCAUCCAUAUUUUUGUUUACAUCAUUUUUAAAAUAUCGGCAAACUGUAAUAAUAUGAAAUGAAGUAUUGUUGACGAGGCCCCUAAUUUUUAUGGUUAUAUAAUUUAAGCGUACCAGUUCCUAAUGUAUAAAGUUAUCUCGCCCUCAAUAAACAAUGCAGAAAGUA